AUGCUCAACCCGGACCUCUUCACGCCGAAAUCGUCUUCCUCGUCAUCAAAGAUCCUAUCGGCCGCCGGUAUCAUCGUCAGCAGUCUCGCGUUCAGAGUGGCGAUCUCCGUCUCGGCCGCUUUUCUUACCACGUAUAUCCUUCAGCACCGCAGCACAAAACUCCAGCUGAAGCCCAAUCUCAGCAAAGUCAGAGAGAAACUGAAAAAGGACGGUCGGAAUGUGCCGCUUAACUCGCAUGAGAUCUCACUGAUCCAGGAGUGUAUUCCGGAGGACAUCAACGUCAAGUUUGACGACAUUGGUGGUUUGGAGGAUAUAAUCGACGACCUGCGCGAGACUGUCGUCUAUCCACUCACAGUUCCGGGUCUCUUUUCGGGAAGCUCUCCGCUCCUACAGGCCCCUAAAGGCGUACUUCUAUACGGCCCGCCUGGCUGCGGCAAGACGAUGAUUGCCAAGGCCCUCGCGCACGAAUCGUCCGCAACAUUUCUCAACGUCAAGAUCUCAUCCAUAACCGACAAAUGGUUCGGUGAAUCAAACAAGUACGCGGCCGCGAUAUUCUCUCUUGCGCGCAAGCUCGAGCCAUGCAUCGUCUUCAUCGACGAAAUCGACUCGUUCCUGCGCUCGCGCGAAACAAACGAUAACGAGGCAAUGUCGAUGGUCAAGUCGGAGUUUAUGACCCAGUGGGACGGUCUCUCGAGCGGAGGCCGCAUCGUUAUCCUUGGAGCAACUAACCGGCCUAACGAUAUCGAUGCUGCUUUCUUGCGACGCAUGCCCAAGCGAUAUGGCAUCCGACUACCAGACUUGAAGAAACGGAUAGAAAUUCUAAAGCUUUCUUUACACGGUACUACACUGGAGGAGCCAUUCGACUUUGAGAAAGUCGCCAGACACAUGGAAGGUUUGAGCGGCAGCGGCAUCAAGGAGGCGUGUCGCGACGCGGCCAUGAUUCCCAUCCGGGAGUAUUUCAGAGACCACAGGAAAAAGCACGGCAUGAAGUUCGUGCCAACUGAGGAGAACGAUGCUCUGAAAACACGACCGCUCAGAGACUCGGACUUUUUUGUUGAAUGGGCUGCGAAGAAGAAAGACGAUGAGUUGGACGACUUAGAAUAA
Messenger RNA from Myxozyma melibiosi, 1104 nucleotides. Its product is annotated as P-loop containing nucleoside triphosphate hydrolase protein. The transcript is spliced from 2 exons. Gene Ontology annotation, cellular component: mitochondrial outer membrane. The record is from RefSeq and is a predicted model, not a curated record. NCBI's taxonomy places the organism in Eukaryota, Fungi, Ascomycota, Lipomycetes, Lipomycetales, Lipomycetaceae. Gene Ontology annotation, biological process: extraction of mislocalized protein from mitochondrial outer membrane. The coding region runs from base 1 to 1104 and encodes 367 amino acids. Gene Ontology annotation, molecular function: ATP hydrolysis activity; ATP binding.